CACGGGAUUCGAGUGCGGGGGGGUGGCGAUCGGGGUGUGCCUGUCGCACAAGAUCGCCGACGGGCGGUCGAUGGGGUCGUUCCUUCGCUCCUGGGCGGCCGCGGCGACGAGCCCGACCCUUUGUUCGACGCCGCCGACGCCUUCCCGCCGAGCGACGACGCCGUGCCGCCGACGGAGCCCGAGGCUGGCCCCGGCGAGAAGAAGCCGCAGGUGGUGAAGCGGUUCCCUCUCGACCCGCGGAAGAUCGCGGCUCUCCGCCCGGCCCCGGCCCCUGCCCCGGCCCCUGCCCCGACGCGCGUCCAGGCCGUGACCGCGCUGCUGUGGCGCGGCCUCAUCCGCGCGCGCGCCCGGGCCGCCCGGGGCGGCGCGCCGCCGAAGGCGUCGGUGGCGUCGCUCAUCGUCGACACGCGCGCGCGGACGGACCCGCCGGCGCCCGACCACGCCUUCGGCAACCGCUGCGUGCUGGCGGCGGCGGCGCUGGCGGCGGAGACGGCGGCGGGCGUGGCCGUGGGCGAGGGCGAGGGCUGCGGAGGCGCCGCGCUGGAGGAGGAGAUCGGGAGCUCCGUGAAGAAGGUGGGAGGGGAGCACGCGAAGCGGCUGCAGGGGCCGAGCGGGCACACCUCGGCGUUCGCGCUGGUGGGGGAGGCGGUGCGGGGGUGCGGCGGCUUCAGGGGCUUCGACCUGCACGUGAUCAGCAGCUGGCUCCGGCUGCCGGUGUACGAGGUCGACUUCGGGUGGGGGAAGCCGGCGUGGGUCGGCAUCAACCGCAACGUCAGCAGGGACGGGGCCGUGCUGCUGCCCGCCCCAUUCCAUGCGAUGGACGGCCGCGGGGUGGAGGCCUGGGUGUCGCUGAGCGAGGACGAGAUGGCCGAGUUCGAGAAAGAUGCAGAGCUCACUUCUUGCCUCCUGGCGGUCAAUUCCUAAGCCGGAAGGCUCAUUAAUUAAUUGAGCACCGAAAUAAAGCAUCAGUCGUCCUUCCAUAUCGCCUCUGGAACUUUUU
Messenger RNA from Ananas comosus (pineapple), 1000 nucleotides. Its product is annotated as BAHD acyltransferase At5g47980-like. The annotation marks the transcript as partial. NCBI's taxonomy places the organism in Eukaryota, Viridiplantae, Streptophyta, Magnoliopsida, Poales, Bromeliaceae. The transcript has a single exon. The record is from RefSeq and is a predicted model, not a curated record.